Dromiciops gliroides (monito del monte) is the source of this 1559-nucleotide messenger RNA. Its product is annotated as zinc finger protein 239-like. Gene Ontology annotation, biological process: regulation of transcription by RNA polymerase II. The coding region runs from base 256 to 1359 and encodes 367 amino acids. The record is from RefSeq and is a predicted model, not a curated record. NCBI's taxonomy places the organism in Eukaryota, Metazoa, Chordata, Mammalia, Microbiotheria, Microbiotheriidae. The transcript is spliced from 4 exons. Gene Ontology annotation, molecular function: DNA-binding transcription factor activity, RNA polymerase II-specific; RNA polymerase II cis-regulatory region sequence-specific DNA binding.
GCCAUUGUCCUCUCCGGCGGCGGAGGCGGAGGGGUGGCGUCCGAGGAAUGGGGGCUCGGCUCUCUGCGCUCAGGCCACCGGCUCGCUCCCCCCGCGCUGACUGGACCGGCCCGAGGCCAGCUCGCGCUCCUCUUCCUCGCAGAUGAUACUCCUUCCAACUCUGAAAAGUUUCAGGUGACUAAAAGUCAGACAAGAGUUGAUUUUCACCAGGCAGACCCUACCUGGAACAAAAAGGCCUUUCCUUAAGGGAGGAGGAUGACCACAAAAGAAAAAAAAGGAAAAGGCCUGGAUCCUUUGGGCCCUAUGGCAGUAAAGGAGGAGGAAGAAGAUGAAGACACUUGGGGUCAGGUACCCUGGAAAAAAAUAGUAACCCUGGGAAAAGCCCAGGCGUCAACUCUGAUGUCACCCAACAACUAUUCAUCAACUGGAACCUCUUUGCUACCUGCAGUGAUGGCCAGAUCCAGGGACGGAAAGCUAGAAAAUCAUGGGAGUAUGGUGUCCCUGGGUGGUAAGACCAGACCUGAAAGUGAUGACAUCCCUGAAGAAAAAGGAUCCCAUACAGUGGCAUCAGGAAGGUUUCAGCAAGAUAUUCCCUUGGGAUCUAAGUUUUUAGAAGCUUGUGAAGUGGAACAUGGUGGGGAAGUGAGGCAGCUGAUAAUCCCUAUAAGGAAGAUAGUAAAGGAAGAGAACCAAGAUAUCCAAAGAAUUAUGGACAAAGAUAAGACAAGCCCCUCAGGAGAGAAAAGCCAGAACUGUGAAAAACUGGGGGAAAGUUUCAGUAUUGGCACAAAACUUGCUACACACAAGAGAAUCCAGAAUGCUUAUGCAUGUGAUGAAUGUGGGAAAGCCUUCAGUCAGAGCUCUACCCUUAUUGUACAUCAAAGGGUUCACACUGGGGAGAAACCUUAUGAAUGUCAGGAGUGUGGGAGAGCCUUCACAAGGAGUUCACACCUUAUAAGGCAUCAUAGAAUCCAUACUGGAGAAAAACCAUAUAAAUGUAAUGUGUGUGGGAAAAUGUUUAGUCAGGGUUCAAGCCUUAUUGUCCAUCAGGGUGUUCACACUGGGGAGAAACCCUAUGAAUGUCAGGAAUGUGGGAAAACCUUCAGUCGAAGUUCACGCCUCAUUGUCCAUCAGAGAAUCCACACUGGGGAGAAGCCCUAUGAAUGCAAUGAAUGUGGAAAAGCCUUCAGCUGUAGUUCCUAUCUUAUUGUCCAUCAAAGAAUCCACACUGGGGAGAAGCCCUAUCGAUGUAAUGAGUGUGGGAAAGCCUUUGGUCAGAGUUCACAUCUUAUUUUCCAUCAAACAACUCAUGCUCGAAAGAAACAUAAGCUAGCUGCACUGGUUAGAGCACCAUCUUGACAGGCAAGGUUUCAGCUGUGUCAGUUCAGUAAUUGUUUCUGUGCUCUUCCAUUUGCCUAAUAAUGCUAGGUGAUAGGGAAUGGGAAUUAAGUUGGACAUUGAACAUCACCUGGAUAUAGAAUAAAUGGAGAAGAGAGGGAAGGACCUUCCAGGUGAACGAAACAGAAAGAAGAAAGGCAAUUAGGAAUAAUUUGUGUGUG